This is a messenger RNA of Mus musculus (house mouse), 2259 nucleotides long. RefSeq names its product sorbitol dehydrogenase (gene Sord). Gene Ontology annotation, biological process: fructose biosynthetic process; D-sorbitol catabolic process; xylitol metabolic process. The transcript is spliced from 9 exons. The record is from RefSeq and is marked provisional. Gene Ontology annotation, cellular component: membrane; mitochondrial membrane; extracellular exosome. The coding region runs from base 55 to 1128 and encodes 357 amino acids. Gene Ontology annotation, molecular function: oxidoreductase activity; D-xylulose reductase activity; L-iditol 2-dehydrogenase (NAD+) activity. Lineage: Eukaryota; Metazoa; Chordata; Mammalia; Rodentia; Muridae.
AGAACCACCAGCUCCCCGCCGGGUCCAGCGGACACCUCGAAGCAAGAGAGCAACAUGGCAGCUCCAGCUAAGGGCGAGAACCUGUCCCUGGUGGUGCACGGACCUGGAGACAUCCGCCUGGAGAACUACCCAAUACCUGAGCUCGGCCCAAAUGAUGUGUUACUAAAGAUGCACUCGGUGGGGAUUUGCGGCUCAGAUGUUCACUACUGGGAGCAUGGACGAAUUGGGGACUUUGUUGUGAAAAAGCCAAUGGUGCUUGGGCAUGAGGCUGCUGGAACAGUCACAAAAGUAGGAGAGUUGGUGAAACAUCUGAAACCAGGAGAUCGGGUUGCCAUCGAGCCUGGCGUUCCCCGAGAAGUAGAUGAGUACUGCAAGAUUGGCCGGUACAACCUGACGCCGACUAUCUUCUUCUGUGCCACGCCCCCGGAUGAUGGAAACCUCUGCCGAUUCUACAAGCACAAUGCUGACUUCUGCUACAAGCUUCCUGACAGUGUCACUUUUGAAGAAGGGGCCCUGAUUGAACCUCUCUCUGUGGGGAUCUAUGCCUGCCGUCGAGGUUCAGUUUCCCUGGGGAACAAGGUCCUUGUGUGUGGCGCUGGGCCAGUUGGGAUGGUCACUUUGCUUGUGGCCAAAGCAAUGGGAGCUGCUCAAGUUGUGGUGACUGACCUAUCCGCUUCUCGGUUGACCAAAGCCAAGGAAGUUGGAGCAGACUUUACCAUCCAGGUUGGCAAAGAGACCCCUCAGGAAAUUGCCAGUAAGGUGGAAAGCCUGCUGGGAAGCAAGCCGGAGGUUACCAUUGAGUGCACAGGAGCCGAGUCCUCCGUCCAGACGGGCAUCUAUGCCACUCACUCUGGUGGGACCUUGGUGAUUGUGGGAAUGGGCGCCGAGAUGGUCAAUUUACCCCUGGUGCACGCAGCCAUUCGGGAAGUGGAUAUCAAAGGCGUGUUUCGAUACUGCAACACGUGGCCGAUGGCAAUUUCCAUGCUUGCAUCGAAGACGUUGAAUGUAAAGCCCUUAGUUACCCACAGAUUCCCCCUGGAGAAGGCAGUUGAAGCCUUUGAAACAGCCAAAAAGGGAGUGGGGCUGAAAGUUAUGAUCAAGUGUGACCCCAAUGACCAAAACCCCUAGAUGUGAAUUGAUCUAUGCCCUCAGCCCACUCUCUCAGCAUCCGAGAGCUAAAUGGCUAGAAGGGGAGGCCGUAAAUGCAGAACUUUCUUUUGAAUGGUAAAAAUAAUAAACUCAUAAGCGGAGAGCCUAAGAGGAGUGGGCAUGCCUUAAGGACAGAAGUAGGGACACCUUGAGGGACCUUGUAGCCAGAAUGAGAUGCUUAUACUAAGGAAAGUCUAGCACAGAGAGUCUGGCAGAUAGGUCCUGGGAACGCCUUUUCUCUAGUACCUUCCUUGGGUGAGGAGACACGCAUGCCUUUGUGUGUUCUACUGUGAUUGCCAGAGAGUGGGGCUGACUUAUGAAGAAAUGGAUUCAUUAACAUGGAAGUGGCCCCAGGGCUGAACUUUUGGUCAGCUGUUCAGAGCACAAUGUUUCUCUAGUUAAGUGUCAUUUAUUUGAGGAGAAUAAAAGGAACUUGUCUGGACCCAGACAAGGAACUGAUCUGGAAGAAUAAGAUAAAUCCCAGAUGAGGUACCCUAGCUUACAUUCCCCAGAUGUGGAAAGUAUAAGGGCACUCGGCUCUGCCCAAAGACUACCUCUGUCUCAGCUACUAAGAAUUCUGUCCUUACAUUUGCAAAGUGGAGGCCCACCUUCCCAACACUGCUCAUUCAUGAGCAGGAGCAGUAUUGGUUGCUAGGCAACCAGAUUUUUUUUUUCCCAACCAAAGAUCUUAAAUCCUGCCUAGAGGGCCACAGGAGGGCUUGCCCCACUCAGAGGAUUAGACUCCUCUCCCAGAGUCACUCACAGGCAAUUAUUUCCCAUUCCACUCAGUUCUGGCUACCAGAAGAUGCUCCCCUCUCAGCUGGGUGAGGCUGCUGAUAUCUGUCGGAUGGGUAUCACAGCGUAAUUUCAUCAUAGGGCUUUUCUUUAUAAGAUUUGGGUCCAAAUCACACCCUUUGUGAUCUUAAGAUAAUCAAGAAAUGCACAGUAACUGAUGUAACUUGGGCUGCAGUCUGUAAUCCACCUCUUCAGCUAUAAGUAGGGGACAUGUUAAAAAAAAAAAAAAAAAAAAAAAGACUCUGCUGGAGAAGAUCAUGGCCCAGACCUGAGCUUUCUCAAACUGCUUCGCAUAAUAAACUGUUGAUGGUGUCC